AUGACUGAUUUUUAUGAAAUACUCGAGGUCGAGAAAACGGCCACAGAAGAUGAAAUCAAAAAAGCAUACCGUCGGUUAGCUCUCAAGUGGCAUCCAGAUAAAAAUCUUACAAACAAAGCUCAAGCAGAAGAAAAAUUUAAAUUAAUAUCCGAAGCUUAUGAAGUUUUAUCUGAUAGUCGUGGACGAUUUUUAUAUGAUCAAUUGGGCCCAUCAAUAGUUUAUAGCGAAAGAACAAAUGAAGAACUUGAAGCAUUAUUUCGUGCAGUAGUUAUUGAUGAAGAAUUUUUAAAAGUCUGUGAAGAACAAUUCAGAAAAAAUGACGACCAUGGUCAAGAUACAAUAUUAUCAUAUUUAAAUCCAACAAAUCAAUAUGAUUAUGAAGAAGUUUCCGUAUUUGAUAAUCAAAAUGGAUUAAAACCAAAUGUUGUUCAUGAAAUAAAUAUGUCAGUUCAUUAUGAUUUUCAAUAUGAUAAAAAUAAUUCAGAUUUUAAAUUUAUUAAACGAUACUUUAAUAUUAUUCCAGAAGAAAAUGAAAACUUAAGAAAAAGAAAUCGUUUUUCAAAUUUAAAUUUAUCUAAUGAUAUCGAUCGUGUUGUUAAAAUGCAUGAUUAUGUUCAUCAUUCCCAACAACAACAACAAGAUACAAAAAUAAAUAAACAAGAGAUUAAAAAGCAAGAAAUAAAUCAAAAGAAAAAACAUUCGGUAAAACGACGACAAACAUUAAACGAUCAUUAUAAACGAACAACAGUACCAUCAAUAAAUGAAACACCACAAUUUGAUUCAUUUGCUUUAACUCAACUUGUUGAACAACAAUUAGAAGUUGCUCGUCGUACAGCUGCUAUGAAUAAUUUUAAGCCAAUUAAAAAUCAACCUAUUCGUAUACAACCAGUUAAUCGAGCUAUAUUUGUUCAACCACCAAUAUUGAUUUCAAAACCUGAAGAAAAAUAUUUUCGUCAUCGUGUUGAUCAUAUUGAAUUUCCAAAAACAACUUUUACUCGUCCUUUUCGUAAAUCAUUUAGAUCUUAUGAUGAGAUCAUUUCUCAACCAGUUCAAUCAAAAAUAGAACGAGAAAGACUUUUAUUUCUUGGCCAACAAGGAAUUAUAUCAUCUGUACUUGCAUUCGGUGCACAAAAAAUUCCAGAUCAUAUUCAAUCGAUUGAUUUACUUGAAGUUCCAUGUACACAAAAGAAUGGCAAUCAAUUUCACGAUUUUGAACUUAUUAGUUAUCAAACAUUUGAUCAUCCUCCAAUUUCUCCUAUUCCUCCAACUCCUACUCUUCGUCGUACAAAAUCAAUGAAAAAUAUCAAUAAACUAGAUGAAUUACCAAAUAGACGCCCACCAGUAAUUAUCGAUGAUACAAAUUUAAAUUAUUUCUCUAAAUUUACAUCACCAUUAAAAAAUAUUAAACGUAAUAUAUUUCAUAAGAGUGAAAUAGCAAUUAAUAAUAAACAAGUAUUCAAAGAAAAGAAUAAAGAAGAUAAACGUCGAAGAUAUGAUCAAUUGGGUCGAGCUGGUUUAUCAAACGGUCAUGGUGGUAGUGGUGGUGGUGGUUUUUCAUCUAGCAAUGUUUAUGGAGGAUUUUCAGAAGAUUUUCUUAAUCAAACAUUUCAAUUUCACAAUCCAUUCGAUAUUUUUGAACAGUUUAUGUCACAUUUUGGCAUGGAGGAUGAUUUUGACAUAUGGCCACGUCAUAUUUUUCCUUCUGGUUUUGGUAUGCAUCCAUUUGCUGAUUUACAACGUCAUCAUCGUAGUCGAGACCCGCAUUCCUCCGCAUCAAGACAUGGAAGACAGCAAAUGACUUUGUUCGAUAAUUUCUUUUCUCCAAUGAGAAUGUCUUUAUUCGAUCAUAAUUCAUUUGCCGGUGAUUUUGGAGGAAAUAAUAUGGGAACUGUUUCAUCAUUUAAUAUGUCAUUUGGAAGUGGUGGUUCUCGACCAAUGUCGAAGAAAACAACUAAAUCUACGAAAACAAUUAAUGGUCGACGUGUGACUACUACACGAGUGGAAGAAAAUGGUCAAAUAACAGAAAUAAUUGAAGAAGAUGGUCAAAUAAAAUCAAAAAAGAUUAAUGGAGUUUUACAAUCUAUUAAAUAA
Messenger RNA from Rotaria sp. Silwood2, 2091 nucleotides. NCBI's taxonomy places the organism in Eukaryota, Metazoa, Rotifera, Eurotatoria, Philodinida, Philodinidae. The record is from the annotation of a GenBank genome assembly.